Dama dama (fallow deer) is the source of this 1529-nucleotide messenger RNA. RefSeq names its product mas-related G-protein coupled receptor member D-like. NCBI's taxonomy places the organism in Eukaryota, Metazoa, Chordata, Mammalia, Artiodactyla, Cervidae. The transcript has a single exon. Gene Ontology annotation, biological process: G protein-coupled receptor signaling pathway. The coding region runs from base 1 to 726 and encodes 241 amino acids. The record is from RefSeq and is a predicted model, not a curated record. Gene Ontology annotation, cellular component: membrane. Gene Ontology annotation, molecular function: G protein-coupled receptor activity.
AUGAACCUCGGCUUCCAGAUUCUGUUCUCUGUCCGCCAAAUCCUGAAGCCGUUCCUCCACCGCUGCUUUGGUCUUCAUGCCCUCUUUAUGGUCUUGAGGUGGUUCUUCUACCUCACUGGCCUGAGCAUCAUGACCGCCAUCAGCUUCCAGCGCUGUCUGUCCGUCCUCUUCCCUAUCUGGUAUCGGUGUCAUUGCCCCAAGCACCUGUCGGCCAUCGUGAGCGCCCUCCUUUGGAUUCUGACCUUUUUGUUAAACACGCUGAGAGGUUAUGCCUGCGGUCAGUUAUUCACCAAAGAGAAAAAGUUCUGUGAUGGAUUUAAUACUGCCACCGCUGUGUCGGUCUUCCUCCAGUUCGCCGUCCUGGGCAUAUCCAGUCUGCUGUUGCUCCGCCGAGUCCAGGCCAGCUCCCAGAAGCAUCAGCCCAGAAAGUUCUACCUGGUCCUCCUGCUCUCGUUCCUGGGCUUCCUCUUCGGCCUGCCCCUCAGUGUCAUCCGGUUCUAUACAACUGAGAAAAAAAAUCCCAUCUUCAAUGACAUCUGUGUCCUCCUGUGCUGCGUCAACAGCACGGCCAACCCUGCCGUUUACUUCUUCAUCGGGGGCCUUCAGAGGGAGCGGCCCACGGAGAGCCUCAAGGCAGUCCUUCAGAGAGCCCUGGGUGAGGAGACAGAGGAUGCCGAGGACCAGAAAGUGAUUCCAGCGGGCAAGACGGAGAGCGUGGGCCUCUGAUGGAUGGUGGGGGGGGUUGGCUCCCAGUGGAUCAGUGGCCCUGGGGGCUCGGUCCCUACAGUCUCGUGGCGGUCACCAUGCCUCACCACCAGCAGGAUAGAGGUGCCCAAGUCAGCACCCCCAAAGAGCUCCCUUCCCAGCCUCCUGUCUGUGUAAAAACUGAGAGCAGAUCACCAGAAGUAGGUGUGUAUGUGCGUAUGAAACCAAAUGCACACGUUUCAGCCUUUUGCUUGUGCUCAGUCGCUCAAUCAUGUCCGACUCUUUGCGACCCCGUGGACUGCAGUCCGCCAGGCUCCUCUGUGCAUGGGAUUCUCCAGGCAAGAAUACUGGAGUGGGUUGCCAUUCCUUUCUCCAGGGGAUCUUCCCCACCCAGGGAUUGAACUCAGGUCUCUUGUGACUCCUGCAUUGACAGAUGGAUUCUUUACCUCUGAGCCGCUGGGGAAUCCCAUUGAGCCUUUCAAAACCUGUCAAAUUAUCCUUCAGAAAGUUCAUGAAGUCACACUGACCAGCCUCAGAAGGUCGACUUUAACAUCUGACUUAUUGUGAAAGUUCUACCUGUUUCCAGGUUGGGAUGCAAAAUUCAUCUUGGGUAAAGCCUGGGCCUUCGAGAUGAUGUGCCUUUGUCCUCUGCCCAUUUUUAUGGCAUCUUCUGGGGUCUGAACACACUGCUUUUGUUGUUUUCUUCCUUGACUUUAAGUGGAUCUACUUUCUGGAAUGUGUGAUCUCUCUCAAAGUCCUCUCCUUCUAUCUUUAGAAAUCCAGCAAAAUAAAGCUUUGAGACCAGUGCUAUCUGGGGGACAAUG